UUCAGCCCGAAACGUUUGUUUUUGUUCUGUUUGGACUCGGUAAAAUAUUCUUUAAUUUUAAAUUAAAAAUCUGAAGACUUCGGCACAAUGGCGGCCGAGGUGUCCCAACUAUUGCUGGCGGUCAUCCAGGGAAUUCCGUCCGGGGCCACCAACGAUGACUUAACCAAGGCUAUGCCUGACGUAGCUCCGGCCACGCGAGUGGAGGCUCUAAACAUAUUGCUGCAACAGGGCGAGAUCGAGAUCCUGAAGAAAGGCGAGAAGCUGGUUUACCGCGCCAAGGAUCCGGAGAAGAAGAGCGCCCUCCCCAAAGAUGCUGACAACGAGGAGAAGGUGGUCUACGGCAUCGUGGAGGAAGGCGGCAACAAAGGAAUCUGGAUCCGGGAUAUACGCAUGAAGUCCAACCUAAAUAUGAUUCAGCUGAAUAAGAUCCUCAAGAAUCUGGAGACGAAAAAGCUGAUCAAGGCGGUCAAGUCAGUUAAUGCCAGCAAAAAGAAAGUGUAUAUGCUUUACAACCUUGAACCAGAUCUCUCCAUCACGGGCGGUGCGUGGUACCAGGACCAGGACUUCGAGGUGGAAUUCGUCGACGUGCUCAACCAGCAGUGCUUACGGUUCCUGCAGAUGAAGCGCGACGGAGCGGAAAAGAAGCGCGAAGGUCCCCUAGCCUUCAAGCAGAUGUCCUGCUGCACGGUCAACGAGGUUCACAAGUUCAUCUCAGACCUGGGCAUCAGCAAGGUCAACCUGGCGGAGGCCGAUCUGGAGACCAUCUUGAAAACCGUUGUUUACGAUGGUAAUGCGGAGCGGGUGCGCCAACAAGAUGGAUCCUUCGUCUAUCGCGCGGUCAACUCUCCUUUGCCACCAACUGGCUUGGUGCAGAUGCCCUGCGGCAUUUGUCCCGUGAUCAAGAACUGCUCCAAUUGCGGAGAUGUCACAGCGAUAACUUGUGAAUAUAUGCGAGAUUGGUUGGAUUAAUAA
Molecule: messenger RNA, 972 nt
Organism: Drosophila serrata
Lineage: Eukaryota; Metazoa; Arthropoda; Insecta; Diptera; Drosophilidae
Gene: Polr3F
Product: RNA polymerase III subunit F
Biological process (GO): transcription by RNA polymerase III
Cellular component (GO): RNA polymerase III complex
Source: RefSeq, a predicted model, not a curated record